Messenger RNA from Nerophis ophidion (straightnose pipefish), 11968 nucleotides. It is a transcript of the gene dgke, whose product is annotated as diacylglycerol kinase, epsilon. Bases 170 to 1891 code for a protein of 573 amino acids. The transcript has 11 exons. Lineage: Eukaryota; Metazoa; Chordata; Actinopteri; Syngnathiformes; Syngnathidae. Gene Ontology annotation, molecular function: ATP-dependent diacylglycerol kinase activity. The record is from RefSeq and is a predicted model, not a curated record.
CGUCACGCGCAUUUCCUGGAAAUGAGAAGGUUUAGCCCGCGGCUGACGUCCGGUUCCGCUCCCUGCCGCCGCACAUCAACAUGAGCGCCGCGCGGAAGACGCGCGACUUCCCCGCUCUGCCUGCGCGUUGUUCAGCCAACUCUCUCCCCUGACUCCUCCUCCAGCCGAGAUGUACGAGGAGAAGGCCGCCGGGCCGCCGGAGGAGCGCGGCUUCCGGGAGGAGUGGUCGCUGUUGGUGUGGACCUCCCUGGCGGUGGCGGUGCCGGUGCUGCUGACUCUCUGGUGCAGCUCGCGGCGCUCCAAGCGGAGGAGCCACAUGACGGAGUUCUUCCGCCAGAGCCGCCACGGCUGGCGGUGCACGGACCUCUUCCACAAGCCCACCUACUGCUGCGUGUGCUCGCAGCACAUCCUCCGCGGCGCCUUCUGUGACUGCUGCGGCGUGUGCGCCGACGAGCGCUGCCUGCGCCGGGCGGAGCGGGAGCUGCAGUGCAAGGAGAUCAUGGCUCCUUCCCGGGAGGGCGGCGGAGCGGAGCACCGCUGGGUGCGAGGAAACGUGCCGCUGGCCAGCUAUUGUGCGGCGUGCAAGCAGCAGUGUGGCACGCAGCCGAAGCUCUGCGACUUCAGAUGCGUGUGGUGUCAGACCACGGUACACGACGAGUGCAUGGGCAGCCUCGCGGUUACGUCGGAGUGCAACCUGGGCGAGUUUCGCAACCUCAUCAUCCCUCCGCACUAUCUCUACCAAGUCAACAAGCUCCGCCGCGGAAACCCUGACGAGUUCACCAAGCUGGCGUCCUCGUGGGACAGCGCUUGGACUCCUGUGUUGGUCUUGGCCAACAGGCGCAGUGGAAACAACAUGGGGGAGGCUCUCCUGGGGGAGUUUCGCAUCCUCCUCAACCCUGUGCAGGUGUUUGACCUGUCGCAGCUCGCACCCUCCAAGGCCUUGCAGCUGUGCACCCUUUUGCCCCCCGGGUGUGUGAGGGUGCUGGUGUGUGGAGGGGACGGCACUGUGGGAUGGGUGCUGGAUUCCAUUGACACAAUGAGACUGAAGGGUCAAGACCAGUUCAUCCCAAGGGUGACUAUCCUCCCACUGGGUACAGGAAAUGACCUCUCCAAUACUUUGGGUUGGGGGUCGGGGUAUGCUGGAGAGAUCCCUGUGGAACAGGUUCUUCGCAACAUCUUGGAUGCAGAGGUGGUGAAAAUGGACAGAUGGAAAGUGCAGGUGUCUUCCAAAGGCCUCUCUAUCCGCAAACCAAAGGUUUUGGCCAUGAACAACUACUUCUCUGUGGGUCCUGACGCUCUGAUGGCGCUGAAUUUCCACACACAUCGUGAGAAAACACCCUCCUUCUUCUCCAGUCGUAUAAUCAACAAGGUGGUGUAUUUCCUGUAUGGCACCAAGGAUUGUUUGGUGCAGGAAUGCAAAGACCUGGAUAAGAGGAUUCAGCUGGAGCUGGAUGGCGAGAGGGUGGAGCUUCCCAGCCUGGAGGGCAUCAUUGUUUGCAACAUUGGCUACUGGGGGGGCGGCUGCAGACUCUGGGAGGGAGUGGGAGAUGAACCCUGCCCUCCCACACGGUUGGACGAUGGUCUGCUGGAGGUGGUGGGAGUGUUUGGUUCCUUCCACUGUGCUCAGAUCCAAGUCAAGAUGGCGAACCCAGUACGACUGGGACAGGCUCACACAGUCAGGCUGGUCCUGAAGAGCUCCACCAUGCCCAUGCAGGUGGACGGCGAGCCGUGGGCGCAGGGCCCGUGCAGCGUCACCAUCACCCACAAGACGCAGUGCCUCAUGCUGUACCACAGCACCGAGCAGACGGACGAAGACGACGACGACGACGACUCCAGCGCCUCGGAGCCCGAGAGCCCCGCCCCGGACGACUCCCCCGCGAGUCAUCCCUGAUUGUUUUAUCACGACCUCACCUGUUGCUACGGUAACCACUCCAACACACAUCCACGUCACCAGAAGAAUGUCAGCUUGGCUGAGGCGAACCAAUGUAGGACUCAUUCAGACCAAAAGCACUUCAAUGGACGGAUAACUACUUUAAACCGCGUUUCCAUAUGAGUUGGGAAAUUGUGUUAGAUGUAAAUAUAAACGGAAUACAAUCAUUUUCAACCCAUAUUCAGUUGAAUAUGCUACAAAGACAACAUAUUUGAUGUUCAAACUCAUAAACUUUUUUUUUUGUGCAAAUAAUCAUUAACUUUAGAAUUUGAUGCCAGCAACACGUGACAAAUAAGUUUGGAAAGGCGGCAAUAAAUACUGAUAAAGUUGAGGAAUGCUCAUCAAACACUUAUUUGGAACAUCCCACAGGUGUGCAGGCUAAUUGGGAACAGGUGGGUGCCAUGAUUGGGUAUAAAAACAGCUUCCCAAAAAAUGUUCAGUCUUUCACAAGUAAGGAUGGGGCGAGGUACACCCCUUUGUCCACAAUUGCGUGAGCAAAUAGUCAAACAGUUUAAGAACAACGUUUCUCAAAGUGCAAUUGCAAGGAAUUUAGGGAUUUCAACAUCUACGGUCCAUAAUAUAAUCAAAAGGUUCAGAGAAUCUGGAGUAAUCAUUCCACGUAAGAGGCAUGGCCGGAAACCAACAUUGAAUGACCAUGACCUUCGAUCCCUCAGACGGCACUGUAUCAAAAACCGACAUUAAUCUCUAAAGGAUAUCACCACAUGGGCUCAGGAACACUUCAGAAAACCACUGUCACUAAAUACAGUUUGUCGCUACAUCUGUAAGUGCAAGUUAAAGCUCUACUAAGCAAAGCGAAAGCCAUUUAUCAACAACAUCCAGAAACGGCACUGGUUUCUCUAGGCCCGAGAUCAUCUAAGUAGGACUGAUGCGAUUUGGAAAAGUGUUCUGUGGUCUGACGAGUCCACAUUUAAAUUUUUUGGGGGGAAAUAUUCGACAUCGUGUCAUCCCUACCAAAGGGGAAGCGAACCAUCCAGACUGUUAUCGACGCAAAGUGUAAAAGCCAGCAUCUGUGAUGGUAUGGGGGUGUAUUAGUGCCCAAGGCAUGGGUAACUUACACAUCUGUGAAGGCACCAUUAAUGCUGAAAGGUACAUACAGGUUUUGAAACAACAUAUAUUGUAGCUGAGAUAGGCGCCAGCGCCCCCCGCGACCCCGAAAGGGAAUAAGCGGUAGAAAAUGGAUGGAUGGAUGGAUGUUGUCAUCCAAGCAACGUUAUCAUGGACGCCCCUGCUUAUUUCAGCAAGACAAUGCCAAGCCACGUGUUACAACAGCGUAGCUUCUUAAAAAAAGAGUGCGGGUACUUUCCUGGCCCGCCUGCAGUCUAGACCUGUCUCCCAUGGAAAAUGUGUGGCGCAUUAUGAAGCGUAAAAUACGACAGCGGAGACCCCGGACUGUUGAAGGACUGAAGCUCUACAUAAAACAAGAAUGGGAAAGAAUUCCAUUUUCAAAGCUUCAACAAUUAGUUUCCUCAGUUUGAGUGUUGUUAAAAGAAAAGGUGAUGUAACACAGUGGUGAACAUGCCCUUUCCCAACCACUUUGGCACGUGUUGCAGCCAUGAAAUUCUAAGUUAAUGAUUAUUUGCAAAAAAAAUUAAAGUUCAUGAGUUUGAACAUCAAAUAUGUUGUCUUUGUAGCAUAUUCAACUGAAUAUGGGUGGAAAAUGAUUUGAAAAUCAUUGUAUUCUGUUUAUAUUUACAUCUAACAUAAUUUCCCAACUCAUAUGGAAACGGGGUUUGUAUUCUAGCCUCUCAAGUUGGACUUGGAAUGAGAAGACAGUUCUCCAUAUUGUUGACGACACAUUUUAAUACAAUUUAACUGCCGUUUUAUGUGCACACUUGCUGACAAAAGCAAGCCUCGCCAAAAUAAGAGCGCUUGCACGCAUUACCAUGUGACAGUACUUAGUCAUGUGACACCUGUAUCAUGUAGACUAAGUUAAGUUAAGUUGCUUAACUUGUUUCUUUUUUUGCACACCACAAAAAAAUGAGGAUGUUUAGUUUUGGGCUGACAUUUCAGAAUGAAGCGAAAAUAACCUUUCAUUUGACCUUGAGUAAACUUUUGAAUGUGUGAAUGUGAGUGUGAAUGUUGUCUGUCUAUCUGUGUUGGCCCUGCGAUGAGGUGGCGACUUGUCCAGGGUGUACACCGCUUUCCGCCCGAUUGUAGCUGAGAUAGGCGCCAGGGCCCCCCGCAAACCUAAAAGGGAAUAAGCGGUAGAAAAUGGAUGGAUGUUUUACAGAACUUCUGUGGAGUUUAAAGAGGAUCUCUGAUGGUUCUAAUUGACAUUUAAACACUUCCUUCAGGUCUAGAUGAUACAGUCCUGGUCAAAAGUUUACAUACACUUGUAAAGGACAUAAUGUCAUGACUGUCUUGAGUUUCCAAUCAUUUCUACCACUCUUAUUUUUUUGUGAUAGAGUGAUUGGAGCACAUACUUGUUGGUCACAAAAAAACAUUCAUGAAGUUUGGUUCCUUAAUAAAUUUAUUAUGCCUCUACUGAAAAUGUGAGCAAAUUUGCUGGGUCAAAAGUACACAAUACAGUCAAUCAAUACAUUUUUUAUUUUUAUACAGCCCCUAAAUCACAAGUGUCUCAAAGGGCUGCACAAGCCACAACAUCCUCUGUUCAGAUCCCACAUCAGGGCAAGGAAAAACUCAACCCAGUGGGAUACAAUGAGAAACCUUGGAGAGGACCGCAGAUGUGGGUGACACUCCCCUAGGGCGACCAGUGGAAUGGACAUCAAAUAGAUCUAACCAUAAUAUUGUUAAAGUCCAGUCCAUAGUGGAUCCAACACCGGGGUCGGGAACCUUUUUGGCUGAGAGAGCCAUGAAAGCCAAAUAUUUUUAAAUGUAUUUCCGUAAGAGCCAUAUUACAUUAUUAACAACAAUUAUAACUGUCAGGUUCAAACACUGAUGACAUCUAUUAAACAGACAAGAAGCAAGGAAUUAACCAGAGACAGGAAUCAAUUUAGCUCAAUGAGGAGAGAAACCUGUAAACCUGUACACUUGUACAAUUCUACGCCUCCUCGCUCAUUUGGACUUUCCCAGAUUACAACAACUAAAUGUGUGCAUCUCCUAUUCUUUUUAAUGACAUAGUUAUUCUGAAGUUAGCUAUACUUUUGACCAUUAAUGCGACUUCUUGAACAGGUGCGUUAGAAACGGAUAGAUGGAUUAAAAUGCAUGAGAAUGUUUUAUAUUUUGAAGAAUAUUUUUAACACCGUGAUUACCAGCGGAAUUAUUAAAUACUUAUCCUGGUAAGCAACGUCAGCUAAGAUUUAUCUGAGAGCCAGGUGCGGUCAUCAAAAGAGCCACAUCUGGCUCUAGAGCCAUAGGUUUUCUACCCUGACCUAACAUAAUAGUGAGAGUCCAGUCCAUAGUGGAUCUAACAUAAUACUGAAAGUCCAGUCCAUAGUGGAUCUCACAUAAUAGUGAGAGUCAAGUCCAUAGUAGAUCUAACUAAAUAUUGAGAGUCCAGUCCAUAGUGGAUCUAACAUAAUAGUGAGAGUCCAGUCCAUAGUGGAUCUAACAUAAUAGUGAGAGUCCAGUCCAUAGUGGAUCUAACAUAAUACUGAAAGUCCAGUUCAUAGUGGAUCUCACAUAAUAGUAAGAGUCAAGUCCAUAGUAGAUCUAACUGAAUAUUGAGAGUCCAGUCCAUAGUUGAUCUAACAUAAUAGUGAGAGAGUCCAGUCCAUAGUGGAUCUAACAUAAUCGUGAGAGAGUCCAGUCCAUAGUGGAUCUAACAUAAUAGUGAGAGUCCAGUCCAUAGUGGAUCUAACAUAAUAGUGAGAGUCCAGUCCAUAGUGGAUCCAACAUAAUAGUGAGAGUCCAGUCCAUAGUGGAUCUCACAUAAUAGUAAGAGUCCAGUCCAUAGUGGAUCCAACAUAAUACUGAAAGUCCAGUCCAUAGUGGAUCCAACAUAAUAGUGAGAGUCCAGUCCAUAGUGGAUCUAACAUAAUAGUGAGAGUCCAGUCCAUAGUGGAUCUAACAUAAUAUUGUGAGAGUCCAGUCCAUAGUGAAUCUAACAUAAUAUUGUGAUAGUCCAGUCCAUAGUGGCUCUAACAUAAUAUUGUGAGAGUCCAGUCCAUAGUGGCUCUAACAUAAUAUUGUGAGAGUCCAGUCCAUAGUGGAUCUAACAUAAUACUGAAAGUCCAGUCCAUAGUGGAUCUAACAUAAUAUUGUGAGAGUCCAGUCCAUAGUGGAUCUAACAUAAUAUUGUGAGAGUCCAGUCCAUAGUGGAUCUAACAUAAUAUUGUGAGAGUCCAGUCCAUAGUGGAUCUAACAUAAUAUUGUGAGAGUCCAGUCCAUAGUGGAUCUAACAUAAUAUUGUGAGAUUCCAGUCCAUAGUGGAUCUAACAUAAUAUUGUGAGAGUCCAGUCCAUAGUGGAUCUAACAUAAUAUUGUGAGAGUCCAGUCCAUAGUGGAUCUAGCAUAAUAUUGUGAUAGUCCAGUCCAUAGUGGAUCUAACAUAAUAUUGUGAGAGUCCAGUCCAUAGUGGGGCCAGCAGGAGACCAUUCCAAGCGGAAAAAGGUCCCUAACCUGUGCGGCCCCCCUCCACGAGAAAAGAAACGGCAGAUCAACUGGUCUACAGCAAGGUUAAUAUUUGCUUACAUGUCCCUUGGCAAGUUUCACUGCAAUAAGGCGCUUUUGGUAGCUUCUGCUUGAAUUGUUGACCACUCCUCUUGACAGAAUUGGUACAGUUCGGCUAAAUUUGUUGGUUUUCUGACAUGGACUUGUUUCUUCAGCAUUGUCCACACGUUUAAGUCAGGACUUUGGGAAAGCAGUUCUAAAACCUUAAUUCUAGCCUGACUUAGCCAGUCCUUUACCACUUUUUACAUGUGUUUGGGGUCAUUGUCCUGUUGGAACACCCAACUGUGCCCAAGACCCAAUCUCUGGGCUGAUGAUGUUAGGUUGUCUUCAAGAAUUUGGAGGUAAUCGUCCUUUUUCAUUGUCCCAUUUACUCUCUGUAAAGCACCAGUUCCAUUGGCAGCAAAACAGGCCCAGAGCUGAUACUAACACCACCAUGCUUGACGGUAGGGAUGGUGUGCCUGGGAUUAAAGGCCUCCCCUUUUCUCCUCCAAACAUAUUGCUGGGUAUUGUGUCCAAACAGCUCCAUUUGUGUUUCAUCUGACAUCAGAAGGACAAAGAUAAGACCUUCUGGAGGAAAUAAUCGAGCUGUUUGGCCACAAUACCCAGCGAUAUGUUUGGUAAAAUGAUUGGAAACUCAAAACAGCCACGACAUUAUGUUCUUUACAAGUGUAUGUAAACUUUUGACCAUGUGUUGGAUAUGUUCUGGUGGAAGUUUUGCUCCUCAGUCACUUAUGCAACCUGUUUUUUGAGUCUGUCUGCAAGAUGACGGCUUGAGGAGGCGCUUCCAAAAAUAUCAUUUAAAUUUCGAAAAUGUACAGUGGGUCAGAAGUUUGGACACACCUUCUCAUUCAAUUUGGUUUUAUUUUAUUUUCAUGACUAUUUACAUUGUAGAUUGUCACUGGAGGCAUCAAAACUAUGAAUGAACACAUGUGGAGUUAUGUACUAAACACAAAUGUUUCUAGUUCCUUCAAAAUAGCCACCCUUUGCUCUGAUGACUGUUUUGCACACUCUAGGCAUUCUCUCCAUGAGCUUCAAGAGGUAGUCACUUGAAAGGGUUUUCCAACAGUCUUGAAGCUCAUGGAGAGAAUGCCAAGAGUGUGCAAAGCCGUCAUCAGAGCAAAGGGAGGCUAUUUUGAAGAAACUAGAGCAGGGGUAGGGAACCUAUGGCUCUAGAGCCAGAUGCGGCUCUUUUGAUGACUGCAUCUGGCUCUCUGAAAAAUCUUUGCUGACAUUGCUUAACGCGAUAAUUAUGAAUAAUUUCGCUGGUAAUCACAGUGCUAAAAAUAUCGUGCAAAAUAUAAAACAUUCUCAUGCAUUUAAAUCUAUCCAUCCGUUUUCUACCGCACCUGUUCAAGAAGUCGCAUUAAUGGUAAGAAGUAUUUUAUGUCACGAUGGGGGGGGUUUGCAGCUUGCUGCAGGGUCGUUCUCCCAGGAAGGCAGACGGACUACUCGGGACAUGGCAUUUAGGUAAAAACAUGAUUUAAUUUUAACUAAAAAAAUAUACAAACAAAAAUCGCUCACAGCGGAGGCACAACUUGGGCUAAGGAACAAAGCUAACGCAUAAACAGACUAAGAACAUAAAUCAAACAAAACUUACUUGACAUGGCAUGAAGCACGAAACUAUGGCAAGGCAUGAAACAAGUCAGCACAGGGCAACUGACUGGCAAAGACGAGCUUAAAUACUGCCUCUGAUUAAUGGUCGGGAAGCAGGUGAGCGGGCAUUUUGUCCACCAGAGACAGGUGGACAAAAUGAGUAACCAAGGAAACCAGACAAGGGAGUGGAAAAAAAACAGUAACUUAAAGAGUCUAAAGGACAAACAGCACAUGGCCAAACAAACAUGAUCAACAGACAUGACAUUUUAUUUAUUAUUGGUUAGCUUCAGAAUAACAAUGUUAUUAAAAGUAAUAAGAGACUUAUUAUACUCAAAAAAUGUUGGUCUUAAAAAUGCACACAUUUUGUUGUAUUCAGUGUUAAAAAAUAUGAUAUGGCUCUCACGGAAAUACAUUUUGAAAUAUUUGGCUUUCAUGGCUCUCUCAGCCAAAAAGGUUCCCGACCCCUGAACUAGAAUAUAAAACAUGUUUUCAGUUAUGUCACCUUUUUUUUGUGAAGUACAUAACUCCACGUGUUCAUUCAUAGUGUUGAUGCCUUCAAUGACAAUCUGCAUUGGGAAUAUCCAUCCAUCCAUUUUCUACCGCUUUUCCCUUUUGGGGUCGGGGGGUUCGCUGGAGCCUAUCUCAGCUGCAUUUAGGUUGUAGGCGGCGUACACUCUGGACAAGUUGCCACCUCCUCGCAGGCAUUGUAAAUAGUCAUGAAAAUAAAGAAAAACACGUUGAAUGAAGAGAAGGUGUGUCCAAGCUUUUGGCCUGUACUAUAGAAAGAGCAAAAGUUAAAAAUCAAGAAAAAAAUUUAACUCUUCCCAUAUUUUAUAUUCAAUACUAAGUCAAAUACUGUGCAGGUAAUGUGCAAUCAGCGCGCUUGCAGGAGCAAAAGUCACCGCCGCUGUACAUGGUACUAAGGAUGAGCACCAGCCGGUAGGCGAGACACAGCUGGCAGGUGAUCAGACUUCACAGGUGGUACGUGUUAAUCUAAUAACCUGUUGUCCGGUCCAAAAUAAACAUUGUAUAGACUCACUUGGUCACAACAUUAGGUGCAUCUAAAUCGAUUGAUUUAGAAAAAGUUGCAUUUAUGUCACUACAUGGUUACUAUGCACACGCCGAGAUCAGGUGAAAAUAUCACUUUACCUUACCUUUGUUGUGUCCUCAUUGAGGUAGCUUUUCUUUACGCUUCAUGUCCAAAUAAGGACUUCCGCCUUUGCUGUGAUGUCACUAGGUAGCCAGACUGGAAAAACCCAAAACUGUGGAAGCUCACGAGACAAAUCAAUUAACAACUUUUAUAAGUCAGAAAAGAGAAAAUAGAUCGCAGGUCCCCUUAAUGCCCAUCAGGCCUCAUCCUGAAAUGUCACUUGAAAACCGAACAUGCCAAACUUUGUGUGAGUGCAGUAGUGUAGUGUGCACUACACAUGUACAAGUGCACUCAUUUCCAUUGUCUUGAAGGGGAACUGCACUUUUUGGGGGGAAUAUUGCCUAACAUUCACGUGUUUGUCUUUGUUAAUACAUUCUAAAUAGUAAAUAAAUGCAAUUAAAAGUCAGCUUUCAAUGGAGCCUAUAGGAGUCGCUCUAUUCUGCCUAUAAAACAGUUCAAAACAUCUCCAUUAAAGGUUUUAUAUACCGUAUUUUUUGGACUGUAAGUCGUUUUUUUUUUAGAUUCAUACUCAGGAGCGACUUAUGUGUGAAAAUAUUAACACAUUACCGUAAAAUAUCAAAUAUUAUUAUUUAGCUCAUUCACGUAAGAGACUAGACGUAUAAGAUCUCAUAGGAUUUAGUGGUUAGGGGUGACAGAUUGUUUGGUUCUAUAUCAGGGGUCACCAACCUUUUUGAAAGCAAGAGCUACUUCUUGGGUACUGAUUAAUGCGAAGGGCUACCAGUUUGAUACACACUUAAAUAAAUUGCCAGAAAUAGCCAAUUUGCUCAAUUUACCUUAAAUUCUAUGUUAUUACUAAUAAUUAAUGGUAUUUAUCUUUGUGGAAACACUGAUAAUUUUAAUGGUAUCUCACAAUAAAUAUAUAUUUUUGAUGACAUGUUUUAAAAUAGGUUAAAUCCAAUCUGCAUUUUGUUAGAAUAUAUAACAAAUUGGACCAAGCUAUUUUUCUAACAAAGACAAAUCAUUAAUUUUUCUAAAUUCUCCAGAACAAAAAAUUUAAAAAGAAAUUCAAAAGACUUUGAAAUAAGAUUUAAAUUUGAUUCUACAGAUUUUCUAGGUUUCCCGGAAUAAUUUUUGGGAAUUUUAGUCAUAAGUUUAAAGAAAUAUUUUACAAAUAUUCUUUGUCAAAAAACAGAAGCUAAAAUAAAUAAUUAAAUUAAAAUAUAUUUAUUAUUUUUUACAAUAAAAAAAAAAAAAAUUAAUUGAACAUUGAUUUAAAUUGUCAGGAAAGAAAAGGAAGGAAUUUAAAAGGUAAAAAGGUAUAUGUGUUUAAAAGUCCUAAAAUCAUUUUUAAGGUUGUAUUUUUUUCUCUAAAAUUGUCUUUCUGAAAGUUAUAAGAAGCAAAGUAAAAAAAUCAAUGAAUUUAUUUAAACAAGUGAAGACCAAGUCUUUACUAUUGUAGACUUCUACUGUAGAGGACCCCUACUGUGGUAAACUCGUACUGUAUUAGACUCCAAUAGACACUUGCAGUAGUAGACCCCUACUGUGGUAGACUCAUGCUUUGGUAGACCCCUGCUGUACUAGAUGCCAACUGUAGUAAACUCCUACUGUUCUAGGUGGUAUAGCUCGGUUGGUAGAGCGGCCGUACCAGCAACUUGAGGGUUGCAGGUUCGAUCCCCGCUUCCGCCAUCCUAGUCACUGCCGUUGUGUCCUUGGGCAAGACACUUUACCCACCUGCUCCCAGUGCCGCCCACACUGGUUUAAAUAUGUAACUUAGAGAUUGGCUUUCACUAUGUAAAGCGCUUUGAAUCACUAGAGAAAAAGCGCUAUGUAAAAUAAAAUUCACUUCACUUUAAAAUAUUUUCUUGGAUUUUCAAAUUCUAUUUGAGUUUUGUCUGUUUUAGAAUUAAAAAUGUAGAGCAAAGCGAGACCAGCUUGCUAGUAAAUAAAUACAAUUUUAAAAAUAGAGGCAGCUCACUGGUAAGUGCUGCUAUUUGAGCUAUUUUUAGAACAGGCCAGCGGGCGACUCAUCUGGUCCUUACGGGCUACCUGGUGCCCGCGGGUACCGCGUUGGUGACCCCUGGUAUAGCAUGUUCUAUAUGUUAUAUUUAUUUGAAUGACUCUUACCAUAAUAUGUUAACAUAGCAGGCACCUUCUCAGUUGGUUAUUUAUGCCUCAUAUAACGUUAUUCAGCCUGUUGUUCACUAUUCUUUAUUCAUUUUAAAUUGCCUUUCAAAUGUCUAUUGGGUUUUAUCAAAAAAAAUUCCCCCCAAAAUGCGACUUAUACAUGUUUUUUUCCUUCUUUAUUAUGCAUUUUUGGCAGGUGGGACUUAUACUCUGAAAAAUAUGGUCCAUAUAUGUGUGUAUUUAUGAAUCGAGGAUCGUUAACUGGCUUUGCUGUAAGCGGACUUUUAUUUACGUUUAUUCCCGAGUUAGAAUGCUUUUAAAAAAAAUUAAAACAUUUUGUCAUGUCUUUAAUAAGGAUGGUGUAUAAUAGGCAACAUUUUAAAGAAAUGUGCAGUUCCCUUUUCACAUCUGAACUGUGAGCACUGACUCCUUCUAGAAAGCCAUUUUGAAUACGAAUGGAAAUAUUAUGUUAGAUUGUUGCUAAAUGACAGAAAUGUUCAUGAUGUGUUGUUUUGUGCAACUUUGGAUGUCGAGACUUCCACUGAACUGAAUGUAAGUUUUUGGCUUUUAAGGUAUUACCAUAAAUAUUUUCAUAUUAAAAGUCCUUUGUGAGCAUC